Messenger RNA from Ipomoea triloba (trilobed morning glory), 1945 nucleotides. Its product is annotated as probable acyl-activating enzyme 6. The transcript has a single exon. The coding region runs from base 38 to 1876 and encodes 612 amino acids. NCBI's taxonomy places the organism in Eukaryota, Viridiplantae, Streptophyta, Magnoliopsida, Solanales, Convolvulaceae. The record is from RefSeq and is a predicted model, not a curated record.
UCUUCAAGCCAAGCUUUCAUUUAGGGCAAAAAAUAUAAUGGAUCUUCUCACCAAAGCAACACCAAUAAAUCAUCCCUGCCGCCUCUUUGUUUUCCCCUCCGCCGCCGUAGGAUUUAGCCCUGCAGGGUUUAUUAGGUUGAAACCCAGAACUGCAACAAAAUGUGCCACCAUGGAUUCACAAAGCACACAAGUUUCCCCCAAGAAAAUGCAAAGGGUAGUUAAUAACGGUGGCGCCCCUCUAACGCCGGUGGACUUCCUGGAAAGAGCUGCCACCGUGUACGGCGAUUGCGCUUCCGUUGUGUACAACGACACGGCUUAUACAUGGUCGGAGACGCACGAGAGGUGCUCGAGGCUCGCGUCGUCGAUUUCGCGCCUGGGGAUCAAGAAAGGGGAUGUGGUUUCCGUCCUGGCCCCUAAUAUAUCAGCCAUAUACGAGCUUCAUUUCGCGGUUCCAAUGAUGGGGGCCAUUCUCAACACUAUUAAUCUCCGCCUAGACGCUAGAACCGUCUCCCUUCAGCUCCUCCACAGCGAGUCUAAGCUCGUUUUCGUGGAUUACCAGUCGAAGGACUUAAUUCUUGAAGCCAUUUCUUUGUUCCCCGCGUUAUCUCAACGUCCAAUUUUAGUCCUCAUUACUGAUGAGGAGAAGAAUUUUGUCGGCAAAAGUACAAAGGGUUUGUCUCUUCAUGAUUAUUGUUACGGGGACAUGGUACGAGGUGGCAAUCCUGAGUACAGUUAUGUGGGGCCAGAGAGCGAGUGGGACCCGAUAACGCUAAAUUACACUUCCGGCACUACUUCUUCUCCCAAAGGAGUACUCCACAGCCACCGUGGUGCGUUCUGCGUCACCAUCACGAGCUUGCUUCAUUGGUCCGUGCCGCCACAGCCGGUGUACUUAUGGACGUUACCGAUGUUCCACGCCAACGGGUGGAGCUACACCUGGGGCAUGGCGGCGGUAGGCGGCACCAACGUUUGCCUCCGCCGUGUGGACCCCGCUUCAAUCUACGACGCCAUUGAAACCCACGGCGUAACUCACUUGUGCGGCGCGCCGGUGGUGCUUAACAUGCUAGCCAAUCACACUAACACCCCACUCAAAUCUCCGGUUGAUAUCCUCACCGCCGGAGCGCCGCCGCCCGCGGCGGUGCUCGAAAGAGUGGAAUCCUUGGGUUUUCGAGUAUCCCACGGCUACGGCCUCACGGAAACGGGGGGCCCGGUGGUGACGUGUGCAUGGAAACGGAAAUGGGAUAACUUACCCUCCCCGGAAAGAGCGUUUCUCAAGUCAAGGCAAGGAGUGAGAAGCAUUGGCUUCGCCGGCGCCGACGUAGUCCACCCGGGUACCGGAAAGAGCGUGAACCGCGACGGAAACACGGUCGGAGAAAUCGUGUUACGCGGCAACGCCGUCAUGCUCGGGUACCUUAAAGACCCCGAAGGAACCUCGGAAUGCAUGAGAGAAGACGGAUGGUUUUACACCGGCGAUAUGGGCGUAAUGCACCCCGAUGGGUACAUAGAAGUGAAAGAUAGAUGCAAAGAUGUUAUCAUUUGCGGCGGCGAAAAUAUAAGCAGUGUGGAGGUGGAGUCGGUUCUGUACACGCAUCCGGCGGUUGACGAGGCGGCGGUGGUGGCGCGACCGGACAAGUUCUGGGGGGAAACGCCGUGCGCUUUUAUGAGCUUAAAGAGAGGGAUAAUGGAGAAACCGACGGAGAAAGAUAUAAGGGAAUUCUGUAAGCAUCAUCUGCCGCUUUACAAGGUGCCAAGAAGGGUGGUUUUCUUAGCGGCGCUUCCGAAGACGUCGACCGGCAAGAUUCAGAAGUUUUUGCUUAGAGAUAUGGCCAAGGAUUUAAGCAUUAAUCAGAAUGGCAGUAUAAAGACCAAUAUAUAUUGAGACUAUUGCUUGUUUGUAUUUAAAAUUAUUGAGGAAUAAUAACUAUAAAAACCAAUAUGUUUGUUUCUA